This is a messenger RNA of Amphimedon queenslandica, 1178 nucleotides long. RefSeq lists its product as uncharacterized. The coding region runs from base 84 to 1154 and encodes 356 amino acids. Gene Ontology annotation, biological process: transmembrane transport. Gene Ontology annotation, cellular component: membrane. The record is from RefSeq and is a predicted model, not a curated record. Gene Ontology annotation, molecular function: ABC-type transporter activity. NCBI's taxonomy places the organism in Eukaryota, Metazoa, Porifera, Demospongiae, Haplosclerida, Niphatidae. The transcript is spliced from 8 exons.
ACAAACUCAUACUCCUCAGUGAUGGGAAGGUUGCUUAUCAUGGAGUACCUCAGAAAGCUUACAGUUUUUUUGUUGAGGCUCUCAUGAAUAAGUACCUCAAUCGUGGUCUGCUGAUGCCUCAAUUAGAGGAACAUAAUCCAGCAGAUAUUAUUAUGGACAUGCUUGGAAAACCAUGGAUGAGAGAAGUUAUCCUAGAGCACUAUCAGACCUCAUCUGAGCCUGAGCUGAUAAAGUGGGCCAUCAAAAGAGCUCGUGUCUUUGAUUUUGAAAGCGUAUCAAUUGCGACACUAUCCAGAGACGACAGUAACGACCUACCAAUGAUGAGACACUCGUCAAACCCAGCACAUAUUAAUACAAAGAAGGCCAAGAAGAUAAGGCCUCAGGCCAGUUGGUUUGCUAGACUUGCUGUCCUUGAAGCAAGAGCCAGCAAGAGGGCCAGUCUAAUCUGGAUGUUCUAUCUACCUGUCAUAUUCUUUGUAUAUGGAUUUGUUCUUGGUACUACCUAUUUGCAACAAGAUUCUGCUCUGUUUGUAUUGUCUGGUUUUUGUGUUUACUCUGUAGCCAGUGCACUCUUCAUGUUUCCAGUCCUGCAAAAUUACUACAUCAAAGCAUUAGAGGUGUAUAGAUAUGAGAAGGCUGAUGGUGCAGGGAGGGCACAGGAUCUUGUGUUUCAAGGUUUCUUUCGGUUCUCAACAAUGGCGAUCAUACCAGUAGUAUUCUCUGCUGGAGUCUUAUACCUACUGACUGUGAAAAUGGAAUUUUGGGAUGGUAUGGUAUUUCUGGAUUUUGCUAUCAUUAACAUGGCACUCAACCAGACGUGGAUUGCUUUAUUGACAUUCGUCUUAUGUGCGUUCCCCAAUUAUUCUGCACGUCUCUCACCAAUGAUAUCCAGUGUUGCUGGCUUUAGCAGUGGGUUCUUUGUGCCUAGGGAUGAAACGGAGUGGUAUUAUCGCUGGAUAUUUUAUGUCAAUCCAAACUACUAUGGUUUUUCUGGUAUUGCAAAGCGUCUCUUGUCUGAUUUUAAUAACGAUUGUGACAACCUUGAUGCUAAUUGCUACAUAAAUUCCGGCAACUUUAUCCUUCAUCGCUACGGGUUCUCUGACGUAAAGCCGUUUGUACAAGUUGCUGUAAGUAUAAUUAGUAUAAUUAUUUGAUAAAGGGAAGAGAAGUCAAAAAAA